Molecule: messenger RNA, 1421 nt
Organism: Vespula vulgaris
Lineage: Eukaryota; Metazoa; Arthropoda; Insecta; Hymenoptera; Vespidae
Product: lysM and putative peptidoglycan-binding domain-containing protein 3
Exons: 3
Coding region: 155-877 (240 amino acids)
Source: RefSeq, a predicted model, not a curated record
AUUUGGCAAAAAAAAUAUCAAGUAUUCGCAAUGAUCUUUAUCAAAAGAAUAAUACAUUUUUGAAUAACGCACGUACUGAUCGUAAAAUAAUAAUACAUAAGUGUAUAUUCCCAUAUGAGUAAUAGACGGACGAUAUUUUAAAUUCGAGACACAAAUGGUAUAUCAGCGUGGGAAUCAGAAGGAAGGCUCUCCGCAUUAUGUAUUUCUUUAUUCAGAUGAUGAAAAUAGCGGAGAUGAGGAAAAUUUUCCCUUACAGCCACGCACUAGUUCUACAUCUUCCCCGCGUAAAGUGGAAGUGAUCAAUGUGAUAGUCAAACCGGAGGAUACAUUGCAAGCAUUAGCACUCAGAUACAGAUGCACGAUAUCAGAAUUGAAAAGAAUCAAUAAGAUUCACAAAGAGAAUGAAAUAUAUGCUCGAAGAUCCAUAAAAGUGCCAAUUCAACCAUUUUCUAUUUUAACAGAAGGUUUGGAUCAAACUUCCGACAUAAGCGAGGAAAAAUUAGAUACUACUGUACAAUCUGAAUCAGGAACUAUCGCAAGAGUGCAACCAUUAAUAAAUUUAGUAAAUGUUUCUGUUCCUAUUGAUCUUCCUAAAACAGAAAUUAACAGUAUUAUACUUAAUUCGGUAUGUGAACCUUUAGCAUCGUACAAAUCAAAUAAUUUGCCAGAAACAUCUUAUACAGAAUAUGAUCAAUUACUUAAUUCUACAGAAAGUGAGGUAAUAGAAUCACAUUUCAUGGACUCGUUUAAAUGUUCUGGUGAUGAUUGCGGGUUAUCAUGGACUCAACUUUUAGGAGUUUCUCUGCUCUUAGGUUUUGCUGGUCCUAUUAUAUACAUACUGUAUAUAGCCGAAUAUUCUACUAAGACAAACCAUUAAAGUAACAUAGCAUAUAGAAAUAUAUGAGAACAGCAUAAUAUUUAAUGUAUCUUUGUGAUAAUAGAAAUUCUUGGAAUAAUAUGCAAAUUGCAUUGUUUUAAAGCAAUUUACUGCACAUAAGAUUUUACUGACGUUUAUAGGAUAUAAAUAUAAAUUUAUAUCGAUCAUCGGAUCGGUAUCAAAAUGAAAAAUAACGAAAGUAUGGCGAGUGCGAGUGUAUUAGAUUAUAAAUUUUAAUUGAUCAUAUGAUAAGUUAAUAUUGUAGAUAUAAAUCUAGGAACUGUCUAAAUGUCAAUUUGAUUUGGAUCAUUAUCGAAUUUAGCUUGUAGAAAAUCAUAAAACAAUGUUUUCUUACGAAUCAAUUUCGUGUGAAACAAGCACAUAACUAUACUAUAGUUUGCGAAUGCCCAGUGUUAGUUGUCUAAAUCUGUUUCAAAUACAUGUGAUUUAGAAAUUAGAAUCUCUAUAUAGUAAGUACUAAAAGAAGUGCCUUUAUAUGUCUUAAUUGAUAAAAGAAUAUACAAUAUUCACUUUUACUCAAAAA